AUGGCAUCGGAGCCCUCCUCCGGCCACACGAAUCUCUACCGAUUUGUUCGCCGGUGGCUGGCAAAUCCGCCCGGUCACCACCACCACCAUCUCCGGCGAAGCGCCAGCACCGGGAUCUCGACCACCUACCCUGCUAGGAUCAUCCCGAGAUGCCCGACGUCGCCGCCGUCAUCGGCGCAGGACGGCGGCGGCGGCCGGGAUCGCCUCCGGGACGCGACCAUGGUCUUGGACGUGGAAGGAGCGCUCCUGAGGUCGUCGUCGCCGUCGUCUUCCACCUUCUUCCCUUACCUCAUGCUCGUGGCCGUGGAGGCAGGCAGCUUCCUCAGGGGCUUCAUCCUGCUGUGCGUCCACCUCGCGGCGUCCUGCCUGGCGCCGCUGCUGCCGGAGGAGGCGAGGCUGCGGGCGACGGUCAUGGCGUGCUUCUUCGGGCUGCAGGAGAGGAAGGUGGCCAGGGUCGCGAGGGCGACGCUGCCCAAGCACUUCCUGGAGGACGUCGGGAUGGAAGGCCACGAGGCCGCGAGAGCGGCGAAGCGAGUGGUGGCGGUGAGCAGGGCGAUCCCUAGGGUUUUGGUGAGGCCAUUCCUCGAGGAUUACCUAGGGUUUGAUGCGGUUGUGGGCAGGGAGGUGAAGGUGGUUAGAGGUUUCUAUGUCGGUUUGUUGGGGAAGAUGAUGGGUGAAGGAAGGCUAGGGCUGGAAGAAGAUCUGGAUGAUGGAGCUCCUGCUGACAUGGUAGGGUUUGGAAGCGGCUCAGGCUGUUCGUCUAGCCAUGGUCAUCACCAUCUUUUCUCUAGGUGCAAGGAGAUCUACUUGGUGACUCCAGAAGAGAAAAGAAAAUGGUCACCCUUGCCAAGAGACCAGUACCCAAAGCCCCUGAUCUUCCAUGACGGAAGGCUGGCCUUCAGGCCUACCCCUGAAGCCACCCUGGCCAUGUUCCUAUGGCUUCCAUUUUCACUCCCCCUCACCAUUUUCAGAACAUUCAUCUUCGUCACCCUGCCAUACCCGAUUUCUGUGGCGAUCGGAUCCAUAGCCGGAGUCAGAACCCGUGUCAUCAACCCUCCUGUCUCCAACAACACUACCACCACACCCACAGGCCAUGCCAAACCUGGCGAUCAUCAGCAACCUGACGAUGAUCGCCCAAAGAACACAACGGGGCGCCUCUACGUGUGCAACCACCGCACCCUCCUCGACCCAAUCUACAUCUCGGCGAUGCUCAACAAGAAGGUGAGCGCCGUCACCUACAGCGUCAGCCGCCUCACCGAGUGGAUAUCGCCCAUCCCGACCAUCCGGCUGACCCGAGACCGCGACGAGGACCGGAGGAGGAUGGAGAGGGCGCUGCAGCGGGGGGACCUGGUGGUGUGCCCCGAGGGGACGACCUGCCGUGAGCCGUACCUGCUGCGGUUCAGCCCGCUGUCGCUGGAGCUCGUCGACGAGGUGCACCUGGUGGCGCUGGUGAACUGGUCCGGCAUGUUCUACGGCAACUCCACCGGAAGGUGCAAGUGGCUGGACAGCUUCUACUACUUCAUGAACCCGCGCCCGGCUUACGAUGUCCAGUUCAUGGAGAAGAUGCCGACCAGGAUGGUGGUGGACGGCAAGACCUGCGAGAGCAAACAUGUGGCCAACAUGGUGCAGGGUGAGAUUGGUAGGGUGCUUGGGUUUGAAUGCACCAAGUUCACCCGUGAGAAGAAGUACCUGGCGCUGGCGGGAAAUAAAGGGGUUGUUGAUGCAAACCAGUGAUGUGCUCCACAAGUUCUGUGCCAGGUCCUCUCACCAAAAAUAAUAAUACUAAUAACAUGGCCAGGUUGCUAGCUCUUGGUCAUGGUAUAACUGUUAAACCAUAUCUAGAACUUGAUUCAAUGCUCAGAAAAGUUAUGUGCCCAUCACAAAGGUAGGUCUGGCUGUUUGUCAUGUAUGACAUUUCAAAUUAUAGGUUGCUUUUAAGUUUCCUUCAGGCACAUAAACUCAACCUAACCCAUUGUGUACUCUUGGAGUGCUAUAGUUACAUUCUUUAAAACAUUUUUAUUCACAAAACUUACUUCUAUAUAUGCACCAAAUUCUAAAAGUU
This is a messenger RNA of Oryza brachyantha (malo sina), 2062 nucleotides long. Its product is annotated as probable glycerol-3-phosphate acyltransferase 3. Gene Ontology annotation, molecular function: phosphatase activity; glycerol-3-phosphate 2-O-acyltransferase activity. Gene Ontology annotation, cellular component: membrane. Gene Ontology annotation, biological process: cutin biosynthetic process. Lineage: Eukaryota; Viridiplantae; Streptophyta; Magnoliopsida; Poales; Poaceae. The transcript has 2 exons. The record is from RefSeq and is a predicted model, not a curated record. Bases 1 to 1734 code for a protein of 577 amino acids.